This is a messenger RNA of Chelonia mydas (Green sea turtle), 6762 nucleotides long. RefSeq names its product cap binding complex dependent translation initiation factor (gene CTIF). Gene Ontology annotation, biological process: regulation of translational initiation. The record is from RefSeq and is a predicted model, not a curated record. Gene Ontology annotation, cellular component: cytosol. Lineage: Eukaryota; Metazoa; Chordata; Testudines; Cheloniidae. Bases 306 to 2225 code for a protein of 639 amino acids. Gene Ontology annotation, molecular function: RNA binding; translation activator activity; protein binding. The transcript has 13 exons.
UUAUACACUGAGCUGGAGCAUGGACUGGUUGCAAAAAGAAAUCAGUCAGUGCAGGCAGAAAGACCAAGCCAAUGGGAGUGCUAAGGCAGCAGCUUUUGGGCCUAAUGACCAGAGAGGGCCCUUCUCUGCAGGGAGACUGAUGAGCCAGGACUGUGGGCAGAAGCAGAGAAGUCCAAGUAACUCUGCUCAGACCUAGUGGGACAGAGCAUCUCUUGUCACCCUGCAAUGCAGCCAUUCUCUGGCUGUUCUGGAAGCAUCUGGGUUGCUGCAAGGCCCCCUCCAUUCUCAGUUCCUUCCCUGGAGUGAUGGAAAGCUCCUCUGUGGCCUCUGCCUCCUCUGAGGCAGGGAGUAGCCGAUCUCAGGAAAUCGAAGAGCUGGAGAGGUUCAUUGACAGCUAUGUCCUUGAGUACCAAGUCCAAGGUCUGCUGACCGACAAAACGGAAGGGGACGGGGAGAGUGAGAAAACGCAGUCCAACAUCUCGCAGUGGACAGCGGAUUGUAGUGAGCAGCUGGAUGACAGCUGUUCCUCAUCGAGAGGAAAGGGCUUACCGUCUCACGAACACAAUCAGGAAGAGUGGGAUCACAGCAGCAGUGGGAGUUCAGGAUCCCAGCCUUGUUCAGGCUCCAGGCCUGGGUCUGGAUCAAGGUCUGACAGCCAAGGGAGAAGCAGCCAGUUCAGUCAUUCAACCAAGAAUGGCAACAAAGACAACUCCCUGGACAUGUUGGGGACAGAUAUCUGGGCAGCCAAUACCUUUGAUUCCUUCAGUGGUGCAACCUGGGAUUUACAGCCUGAAAAGCUGGACUUCACACAGUUUCACAGGAAGCUCCGGAACACCCCCAAACACCCGCUCCCGCACAUAGACAGAGAAGGGCUUGGAAAAGGGAAGCACGAGGAUGGAGACGGAAUCAACCUGAAUGACAUAGAGAAAGUCCUUCCCGUCUGGCAGGGUUAUCAUCCAUUGCCACAUGAAGCUGAAAUUGCACACACCAAAAAACUAUUCAGAAGAAGGAGAAACGACCGGAGGAGACAACAGAGGCCUCCUGGAGGAAACAAAUCGCAGCAGCAGCACACGGAUCAUCAGCAAGGUACUGCCAAACACAGCAGGGAACACCAGAAACUCUACCAGGGAGGCCAAGCCCCUCACUCCUCAGGGAGGCCAGCCCACCAUGGCUACAGCCAAAACCGGCGAUGGCACCACAACCAGAAGCACUCGCCCAACGACAAGGAAACGCACAGAAAUGCCAAAGAGACUGAGAAUUUGAAAAUCGAGGACGCCUCCGUCUGCACAGUGCACAUCCCCCUGGAGAUGCACCGGAGCACGGAGGUCGUGGAGAGACAGUCUCAGCAGUACAUUCAGGAACCAGAAACCAAGCGGAGAGACAGUCUUCAUGAGCGCAUCGGGGAAAGGCCAAAGGUCAAUUUGCUCCAAUCUUCCAAAGACAGACUGCGAAGGAGACUAAAAGAAAAGAUGCCUUGUCUUUCCCUUUUCACGGACCAGGACGAAGUGCCGGUGGAGGCGACCAACCCCCAAAAGAACAAAAUGGACAAAUUAAUUGAAAUCCUCAACAGCAUGAGGAACAACAGCAGUGACGUGGAUUCCAAGCUCACCACCUUCAUGGAGGAGGCCCAGAACUCCACCAACUCCGAGGAGAUGCUGGGCGAGAUUGUCAAGACUAUUUACCAGAAAGCAGUGACGGACCGCAGCUUCGCCUCCACAGCCGCCAAGCUCUGUGACAAAAUGGCGCUCUUCAUGGUGGAGGGGACCAAGUUCCGAAGCCUGCUUCUCAACAUGCUGCAGAAAGAUUUCACAAUGCGGGAGGAGCUGCAGCAGCGCGAUGUGGAGCGUUGGCUGGGGUUCAUCACCUUCCUCUGCGAAGUCUUCGGCACCAUGAGGAGCAACACUGGGGAGCCCUUCCGAGUCCUUGUCUGUCCCAUUUAUACCUGCCUCAGGGAGUUGUUGCAAUCUCAGGAUGUGAAAGAAGACGCUGUCCUUUGCUGUUCCAUGGAGCUGCAAAGCACAGGCCGGCUGCUGGAGGACCAGCUGCCUGAGAUGAUGACAGAGCUGCUGGCAAUAGCACGUGACAAGAUGCUGUGCCCCUCGGAGUCCAUGCUGACACGGUCCCUCCUCCUCGAGGUCAUUGAGCUGCACGCCAACAACUGGAACCCCCUGACGCCCACCAUCACACAGUACUACAACAAGACAAUCCAGAAACUGACAGCCUGAGAAUGCAGGGAGGUGGGGAUGGAUGGGAGCAGGAAGAAGACAUGCACCUUAAAAGGAAACAGGAAGGAACUGUGCUACAAAUCGAUCAGCUACUGGAGAGAGAAGUGAGAACCUUUAUGAGAAAAUACCUAAGAAGACAAACCCCAGCAUGCUUAAGAAUAUGUUCAUGAGGUUGGAGGGCAGAGGAGCAUGUUUCUUUUCAGCUGUGUUGCGGAGCACCACCCCUCUUUCCUGCUGAGUUUUUGUUUCAGGUUUCUUUUAUUAAAUCAUUGCUCAUGCAGCCACGCAUCCCGCCGUGUUAUUGUUUGGCUUUAGAAAGAACACGGAGAAUUUGAAAAGCAAGUGGAAGUGCAGCCUAGCAUUGUUUCCACGCCAUUCUCUUGGCUUGCACCAGCCAACUGGCAGGAGACAACACACAGCAGAUGUCUUGGGAGGACAAAGAAAGACACGUUCCACACCAGACGCCGGUAAUUGACGGCUUUUGUCAAAGCGAAGCUUUCAUUAUUUUUUUUCCCCCUCCUCUUGUCUUCAACUUUUUAUUCUCCCCCCCUCUGCAAAAUCCCCCCCAACACCUGAUUCUAGAUUAGGAUUUCACACAAGAUGAUUUAUUUAUUUGCACUGGGUUUCCAUUUUUCUUUGUUGUUGUUUUAUUAGGUUUUUUUAAACAGACAUUUGCUAUCAACUUUGAAACAUGAAAAUAAUGUUAUAAUGUGAGCUCUUGAAUGGUUGGCACGAGGGUGUUAAAUUGGAAGGAGAAGUUAAAAAAAUCCAAAAGCCACUUUAGAAGUAUCAUAGCCACAGUCUUCUUGCCAGUAACCUAUCAAGGUAAUUAAAAAAUGUACACUCUGAGUUGGUAACUCUAAGAAACACAGGCAUUCUGCAGCUGUUUGCUGUUAAAGACGCAGUAUUCCUCAUCCACUAAACUAUAAUCCAUUUAUUUUUUGUAACUUACUUACUUUGUUUGUUUUGUUUGUUUGUUUGUUUGUUUAAAGAGUGCUUUAUUGUAAUUACUGUCACAGUUGUAAUUGUACAUUUAAACCAGGUCCCUUAUGCUUGGUCCUAAUAAUAGACAGGGUGAGGGAAAAAAUUAAGACUUGAAGUUCUUCUUUGGAAACCAGUAAAUAGAAGGUGACAAGUAUAUGGCAUCAGAAAGGAAAAAAGAAAAGCCGAAAAUAUAGGUUUCAGGUUUGGCUUCUAAUUGGCUAAACUUUCCAAACCAGUGUCUGUCGGUUUGCAUUGCAUAGACGUGGAAUUCAGAAGGAGGCUGUCCCCGUCUUUUGCUUUGCCAGAAGCAUAGUCUGUUUAGUCAGUGUAACUAAUACAGCCUUUGAUAGGAGGAGGGUCAGAGAGCGUUGUUUCUUUCCACUAAAUGAAGUGUAAAGAGGAGAGCAAUGCAAAUGGCUAGAGAUGGAGUAGAGGUAGUACAAGAAGGAAGCCACAGUGCACCUCACUGGCCUUACCUGUGUAACCCACUGGUGAGUGUGUGUUACAGUUCUCCCUCUGUGUCCAAUUCACAGAGGAUAUGAGUCUGUUACAGCCCCAGCUAGGGACUUCAGCUCGAACUGUAGCAGCUCAUGCAUUUAGCUCUGGCGAUCUCUGGUUCAAUCCCUGGUGGGUCAGACAAGAUGGCAGCUGUCAUGGAGUGGAAGCUUGUCUGGAAUUCAAACUGCUGUGGGCCUCAGACACUGAGGAUGAGCUUCCUUGGAUCCAAGGAAGGAUGUAACUCACUGGUCAGCGUGUAUUACAGGUCCCCCACCUCCAUGCGCAAUGCGCAGAGAGUAUGAGUCUGUUACAGCCCCAGCUAGAGAGGUUUGAUUCUUUAGUGCAAGCUGUCGCAGCUCAUGCUUUUUGAGCUCUGGAGGUGCCCAGUUCAAUCUCCAGUGGGUUGGCAAAGGCGGCAGCCAUCACAUCUACUUGUCCCACCGUAUUUAACACUAGUGCAGUUUCACUGUUGUUAGAAACAUUGGGAGCCCUUGUAGAGAGGCUGCGGUCAGCAAUUUAAGCACUGUUCUCUAGACCUGAUCCAAGCAGGAUUAGGUGAUACACGUGCUUAAAAACACUAGUGCUCUGUCUACUUUAGGGUUCCCAACAAUGCUCACACCAGUGAAGCUGAAGUGGUGUUGGCAAUGCUGAGAAGUGUUUGCAGAAUGCCCCUAGGGCAGAUCAGUCUAGCAUGAGAAGUGAGGCCAAUGACUUGACUUGGUUAGGGAAGAAGGUGAGCUGUAAGUGUGCGAUGUGCGUUUAGACUGAGAUGGAUCCGUGUCAGUCGUAAAACAAGUAUUAGUUUUCAAGCACGUGCAAGUUUGGCAGAGAAACCGCAGCUUCUAAGCAUAUGGUACAUUUAUUUUUUAAAGUAUGUAUUCUGUAGCAAGUCUGUAAUUCCUAAGAAGAGCGAGCUGCCCACCAAACCCUUCCUUCAGGGCCUGUCCCACAGGACAGCAUGGCUUUAAUUCCCAAUGAUGCCAGCGGGACUUGUGGGUGCUCAGCAACUUGCAGGUUUAGGGCUUUAAUGUAUAUUAUAAGGCAAGAGAUUUGUGAGAGAUUGAUGUAAACACAAUAUUUAUCAUUUGGGGUCUGAGUAACAUUAACCAGAUUUAUGGAUCCUGUUGACUAACUUCAGUUUCUUUUUUGGAAAAGGAGAUCUGUUCCAGCCCCAUAUUUGAAACAUGCUUUGAAGUUACUUAUUUCAGUAAUUUUGUAUUGGUAAAGAGGGACAGGCAGGCCAUUACUUCACUUCCUGUAUGGUGACCAGGAAAUGAUGUCGUGGCUCAGUGGUUGCUUCUUUAUUGAUGCUUUUAUUUACUACAUCACUUCUGGUGCUUACUUGAUGAAGUCUGACAGAAUUAGGGAGUGAAAAUUUUCCUUUAUUUGUUCAGCACUUAUUUCAGUGGAGGAUUAGAGAAGGAAGCUACAGUACAUAACCCUCCCUCCAGGCACCUGUGAGCUGAGCAUAGCUGCCAAUGUUGGGUGAAUCUGACCGUUAAGAUUCAUAUAUAAUAUCUGUCUUAUUUCAUUAUUUCAUUGUUGUAACAGGUCUCAGAAACUCACUUGGAAAAUCUGUUUUGGUGUUUCUAACACUCACAAGCUGUUUUCCAAAAGGCAGUCUUCACUUUUCUCCUGUUAUUCAGUUUUCUUCCCUUUCCUCUGGUUGUAAGAAGUAUGGAUUUGGCAAACCCACCUCUGGUGCCAUGAAACUGGAGUGUAGCUCCUGAUGAAACAUGAGACCCAAACACAAACCCCCAGAUCCAAAUACCCACCCACCUUGAGGCAAUACAGAUCUGGAUUUGAACUCCACAACUUGGACCAGUUGAUUGAAUUUCUGCCUGUUUGUUCACGAGAACAAAGAUUCAAUCCAGAUCUUUUUUGGAUGUUCAGUAUGUUUUAUGGCGGUGUAAGAGAAAACCAGAUUUGUCCAUUACUCGGGGGGAAAUUAUUUGCAGGAAGCCAAGUUUGAGGGCAAAAAUUUCCAACAGAGAAAAUACCACAAGAGGAGAGGAGAUUUGUUUUAUGGUUCACAGUUAUUCGAAACUUCUCUGCUUGGGUCUUUUCUAAGGUGCAUACAAAGCGAGGGAAAACAGCAGGAAACAGAAUCCUCAACAGCAGCGUGUCCAAGAAAGAAAGAGAAGACCUUGAUUCAGCUGUAAAAAAUUGCCUGUUGCACUGGACUUCUCUGGAAAGACUGAUUUCUAAGUUCCAGAAACGGUCUAGGGGUGACCAGGGGGUUAGCUCUCCGAAGACUAACUCUCGCAGUACCUCAGCAUUGGGUUGUCUGUGAGAAAACUGUGUGACAGUAGGAGCAGCAAUAUUUUAUAGUGACUAUCCGUGAGAGAUUGGACUUUAUAGGAGCAACGAAGCCCAGCAGUGUUAUAAAAGGUUCAGGGUUGUAGCCUUUGAAUCUAAACCCUCCUUAAGUUGUUUGCCCUCUGAUGCCUUGCCCCUUGGGGUGUGAAAGGAGCAGCUGCUUCAGGCUGGAUUCAGUGCCGUCUCACAGAAUUGUCAUGAACACUUACCAACCUGAACACAAAAUCUACUCACCCUCUUUUCAAGGUGAUGCUAAAGAUGGAAAACAAAAAUGUUCAAGGUUGAUCUGAUGUGAUAUGUGGGUUAUCCACAGUAGAUUAUUUGAUUGCUUUAGAACGUCCACAGCCAAUCAGAAUAAUUAUUUAAAAGCAGCUUAAUAUAUCCACUUGCUGCUGCUCCUUUUUCAGACUUGAACAAAGAAUUUGAAAGUGAUUUUUUUGUUUUAUUUUGUGUUUUUAAAAGAAAAACAACCCCUAAAAUACAGGCACAAGUCCUAAGGGGAAAUGUACAAAUGAUCAAGUUGAGCCCUCCAAUAACCACGAUCUCCAGCUCCUGUUCCCAGCCCUCCCACUGUACAUGCCAGAUUUUGUGGCGCCUGUCUUUCACCCGGUAUAAUCUGCAACAUUUCCAAAUUGACCUCUGAAUGUAGCAAAGGAAGGAGAAAAAGAAGAACCCAGAGGAGAAUUGGAAAUUGCAUUUCGAAGACUUGAAUUUUCACCUAAUCACUGGGAAUUUU